Messenger RNA from Pantherophis guttatus, 4761 nucleotides. RefSeq names its product SprT-like N-terminal domain (gene SPRTN). Gene Ontology annotation, molecular function: polyubiquitin modification-dependent protein binding; single-stranded DNA binding; metalloendopeptidase activity. Gene Ontology annotation, biological process: DNA repair. Gene Ontology annotation, cellular component: nucleus. Lineage: Eukaryota; Metazoa; Chordata; Lepidosauria; Squamata; Colubridae. The record is from RefSeq and is a predicted model, not a curated record.
GGAUGUUUGGGAGAGGUGCGCAAGCGCUUUGCAACCUCGAGGAAUGGGGCUUUGCGCAUGCGCCAGCUUUGCAAAGCUGCCUUCCGGCCGGUGAAUGGCGGCUGUUGAUAGUUGUGAGCGUCGCUUCUUGGAGGCACGAUGGACGAGGACUUUUUGCUGGCCCUGCAGUUGCAAGAGGAAUGGGAAGCGGAGGACGAGGAGGUGCGGGUUCAGGCGAUCCCCUCUGAUCCUCCGCGGCCAUUCUCGCUGAUGGACGAUGCCUGGGAGUUGCUGGAUCCCAACCCCGACGUGCGAGGCCUCUUUCUGCAGUUCAACGAGACUCUCUUCUGGGGGCGCCUGGCGGCGGUGGAAGUAAAAUGGAGCCCGCGCAUGACCCUGUCCGCUGGCGUUUGCUGCUAUGAAGGUCAUGGUGGAAUGUGCUCCAUCCGACUAAGUGAACCACUUUUAAAAUUACGGCCAAGGAAGGAUCUCGUGGAGACUCUCCUGCAUGAAAUGAUUCAUGCCCUGUUGUUUGUUACUAAUAAUGACAAGGAUCGCGAGUCCCACGGUCCAGAGUUCUGCAAACAUAUGCACCGGAUAAAUCGCUUAACAGGAGCCAAUAUUACGAUCUAUCAUGAAUUUCACGAUGAGGUGGAUUUCUAUCGUCAGCACUGGUGGCGUUGUAAUGGGCCAUGUCGAAAUAGGAAGCCUUAUUAUGGCUAUGUAAAACGUGUAAUGAAUAGGGCGCCAUCUGCCAAUGACUAUUGGUGGGCAGAGCACCAAAAGAGCUGUGGGGGAACAUAUACCAAGGUCAGAGAGCCUGACAAGAGCUCCAAGAAAUGCAAGAAAAAAGAUGAUCAAGCAAAAAUCCUAGAUGAUGGUUCACGAAAAGCUCAUGGAAGCAGCAUACAGAGCAUAAUACCUUUUAGUGGGAAAGGAUAUAUCCUUGGAGGAAAAAGAAGUGAAUCAUCAUUAGAAGGAGCUGUAAGUCCAAGCACUAAGAGCAGAGAACUGGUCCAGUCACAAUAUCAUUCACCUGCUGGUUCAUCUAGGUCAAAUCCUAAAAAUGAAAUCAAAUUUGAGCAAAAUGUUUGCUGCACAACUGUUUCCUCUCCGUUUUCUCCAAGCGGUCCUGAAAAUAGCUCUGCUAGUAUCACAUUUCCUAGAUUUUCAGUUGCUAAUCGUAAGGUUUAUACUAAUGUUAAUGGCUCACCAGUUAAAAAUAUUUCUUUGGGUGAAAAAAGGUCAGAAUCAAGUUCUACAAAGGCUCUAAGAGAUAUACCUCACAAAGGGACUCCAGAAAACACAAUUUCUAUAUCAGCUACAAUGACUCCAAGAUCCCAGUCACCAUCUCAGAGAAACAGCAACAGCCAGAAUGGUGGCCCAGCAAAACGAGCCAGAAUGGAAGAUUCAGUUACGUUUGUCAACUAUUUUUUAAAGAAAGGAGAACUCAAGGAGACUAGUUCUUCUGUGAACAGUAGAGCUAAAUCAGCAAUCUCAGAAACAUCCACUAGUGACCAGAAUAGAAAUGUAUGUUGCCCUGUCUGUCAAUCUGAAGUUUUGGAAACCAAAAUCAAUGAACACUUAGACCUCUGCCUCUGAAAUCUUUUAAUGUGAGUUUAAUAUAAAACUGCUUUGCUCAAGGUUUCUGUGUUUGUAUGUAUUGAUGCACUUUCUCUGUUUUAUGCAGAAAAAAUUAUAUUUGAUUUUGUGUAUGAAACUUUCCUGACAUUGAAAGUUUUUUCUCAGUACCUAUAUGCUAAUAACAGUUAACACUGAAUACAACGUAGCCUUGAGAAAAGUGUGUUUCUAAGAGACAGUUCUAUAAUGAUUUGAUCUGAUAUUUAACAAAAGUUUAUGUGUAAGGUAAGAAACCGGAAGAGUUAUAGUACAGGCAUUAAUUAUUUUAGAAAAAUAAUUUGCUAUUACAUUUUUGUUUGGUUACAACUUUAAAUGCUAAAUGGGGGAAUAUAGUUCGAAUAUGUGCAUUUAUUAUGUAAGACAGGUCCCCAACCUGUGGUCCAUGAAUAUGUGCAUUUGUUAUGUAAGACGGGUCCCCAACCUGUGGUCCAUACCAGGCCGCGAGCUAAUCGCCACUGGGCCGCGCACCUGCACACGGUCCUACUCACACGAGCCUUGUACGAGCCCCCAGUUGCGCAAGCCUUGGCACUCCCGGCCUGUCAUGUGAGCAUCAAUGUGGGUGCUUGUGGCCCCACUUGCACAAGUGUUGUCAUGGGCAUUUGUUUAUGAUUUAGAAAAGCAUCUACCUGAUCAAAAAAGAUAUAAUCAAUCUUAACCACUCACACGAGUGUUGCCACAAACGUCACGGGCGCUAUGCACACACAUGGUGCAUGAGCUUGCCCCUCCCACAAAAUCAUCCCCCUUCCCCCCUCCCCCCAUUCUGAGCCACCAACCUGGAAAGGUUGGGGUACUUUGGUGUAAGAGAUAGACAUGAGUUUGUUUUCCCCUGAACUUGAAAGCUGAUGUCAUAUAGUAAAGAAUACGGGCUACUUUUCUGUUUGCACCUAAAGAAAUGGCUCACCAAGUGUUUGCUUUAAAAUUAUGAUGUCUUCUUUUUAUCACCCAAUUUAUAGAUUUUGGCUGGAUUUUCAAAGCUUUUUUCUGUUGAGUUCAGAAGGGUUAGACUGAUUUUUGAUCAGGUAGAUGUUUUUCUAAAUCAUAAACACAUAGGAAAGGUUAUGUUAUACUACUAUUUCAUUUAUAAAGUGCCUAUUAGUGUGAUGUAUGCCUACUAUUUAUUAAUAACUUUUGAAACCUAUUUCCUCUGAGAUGGAAAUAUAUUCUUGCACACAGCACAGGUUGUCAGCCAUUUGUACAAUUAAAAAUAGCUUUUCUGAAAUAGUAUCUGAACAGAACUCUUUUCCAAAAAUAAAUCAUGAAUUUCAUAAUCUGCUUUUAAAAUAAAAUUUAAUAUGUAACUUGUGUCUUUAUAGGUCAGUUGGGUUUUGACGAUCUGAUGUGAUGCUCCUGUACUAGCUUUUGUUUUGAACAGCAAUGUUCAUAUAAGCAGGCAAACAUCUAUUCAGGCUAGUAUUUUACUGUUGACCGGAAAACCUACAAUAGACCAGUGCUAUGAAAGGAACAGCAGCGGCUUCUUUCAGUUUCUUGCUCAUCAGAGAUUCUACCAGCCUGCUGGUGGUUGUUCAUUGUCAACAGCCUGGAAUGAUAGAUAAGUGAUCGAUGAGCAAUUGUUGCUUCGCUUACGUGUACACCUUUCUCUAUAAUGACACAACCAGUCUCAAAACAAUGAUUCAAAAUGCACAAAGCAAUCUUGAGAUGGAAAAAUAAAUAAAGGCAUCCAGAGAAUGCAUUGAAAUAAUAGGGUAAUAAUAAUAGGCAAUAUAAUAAUAAUAGGCAAUAUAAAAUACUUCUAUUGUGGUUAUGUUACGUUACAUAUUUAUACAUGAUGAUGUUGGCAGAUUUGUUUGAUUGGGAAACGUCAGCACAAUCAUAUUGCAAGAAUGAGAGGAAGGAACUAGAUAAAAGGAAAUUUGGAGAAUCACGAGAACCAAUUAUCCAAGAUGCAUAGAAAUAAUUUAAAACCACAAGAUCAACUAAAAUACACAGUUACUCGAAAGGUACUACUCAAAUCAGAGUAGUGAAACAGACUGUAAAAGACAUUUCCAUUCAAAAAAAAUAUGGAAAACAAGCAGAAAAUCUGCCAAAACAAAUUGACAAUUGUGUUCACACAUCAUGGAUUACGCUCUGUUAAAUAAACUACAUUUUGGCUGGAUUCAGAUAAUACAUCAAAGCUACCAUAGGUACAAAGAAACAAAUCUUUAGGGUAUUAACAGCAGACAUAUUGUAUACUUAGAUACAAAAAGCACAGACUUGCCCUCAAAACUGAUUGGAUUAUGGCAACAGAUCAAGGAGCAAAAAAAAAAAAAAAAAAAAGUUAAAAAGAUUCACCAGGUGCAAAAAAGGGAUGACUUAAAACUUCGCAUUAGAAUAUUGAGGUAAAUAGAAUAUGAAGCAACUUUUAAAAAGAAUCUGAAGUAAGCCAUGGUUCUAAUCACAGGCAUCCAUGAAGGGACUAAAGGGUUGGUCAUGUGUCAUGAUGCAAAAUCUACAACUUACGUGCUUGUAUUAGUGUGAUACAAAUAUAUAAGGAUGGAGUUUGUAUCAUGGCAUGUGAGGCAAAUAAUUGUUCUAUUGUAAUCUAUGCUGCAGAUCAGGGGUGUCAAACUCGCGUCGUCACGGCAGCAUCACGUGACAUAUUGGGACUUUUCCCCUUUGCUAAACCGGGCGGGGAUGGGGCCAGCACCUGGUGCAUCCGGCCGCGAGUUUGACACCCCUGCUGUAGAUUACAUUCUAUGCCUUUUGGGUAAUUCACCUUGAACAUAAUUACUGGUUCUAGAUGGUAUCCAUCUGAAUUCAAUUAUAUUGUUAAUCUAACAAAAAUAUAUAAAACAAGCAUAGAACAAGCCCCUAAGUGAUCUAAUCCAACUUACUCAAGUAACUGAUCUAAUUUAUUCAUUUUUAUUGUAACCAACUGUGUAGACAUAGUUGUUAUGAAGAAUCUCCAGAGAUCUACUACACUGCGUAAUGAGAAUGCCACUUUAUUUACAUUUAAGAGGCAAUUUGUGGCCAAGCAAUGAAUAAAUAUCAGCCCAAAAGGCUGCUAGUUUACAUUUUUAUACUGUAGUUUUUCUAAUUUGCAUUGUAUUUUACUGUUGUUUUUAUAAGUCUGGUUACAUACUUAUGUACUUUUCUAGAGGGGUCUCCCUAAAUAUUAAAAAUAAUAAUACAUCAAAACAUAAA